Messenger RNA from Phaedon cochleariae (mustard beetle), 1167 nucleotides. The record is from the annotation of a GenBank genome assembly. NCBI's taxonomy places the organism in Eukaryota, Metazoa, Arthropoda, Insecta, Coleoptera, Chrysomelidae.
AUGGGUGGCGAACAAGUAUGCAUGAUUCGAAAACCAGGCAUUACUACCACAAUGAAGAGCAUGAUCUCUUAUGGAGAUUCUAACGCUAAAUUUCUUGAAACAGUCGGAUGGGGAAUUGAUAGCGAAAAUCAGCCAAUUCUAGACAAAUCUAGUCACAUAUUCAGUGGAAAACUACCGCUAAAAUAUUUAAUGGGGUUCGCUGAGGAUUAUAAUAAAGGUAUAUUGAAUGUGAAACAGGAGCUGAUACUCAUCAUAGCUCGAUCAUUCAAAAACUGCUAUAUAGGAGAAGUUGAUGCCAGUGUGGAGAUUAACAAAAUCGAAUGGAAGAUAGGACAUAUUAUGCCAUCGGAUAAGCAGAGGUUGAAAUUACUGAACCGUCUCAAUAAAAGUUCUACAGCAAAAGUGAAAAUUGCAUACAGGAUGUGGGAUCUGUAUGAAUUACCGUCAAUUCGUGAAACAUCUUCAGACAUUUGGGCUGUUAAAACCACCAAUAGUCUCGAGCGACCAAGGUACAUUAUCAUAGGCUUCCAAAAUUCUGGUAACACAGAUAAUAGAUCCAAGGAUACCACCCAAUUCAUUCAUGCGGGAGUCAACAAUAUUCGACUGUAUUUGAAUUCGGAAGUUUACCCUUAUGAACGGUGGAAUUUGGAUUUUGGAAAAAAGUUAGAUGCUGUAGCCUAUUAUGCAUACGAUAAUUUCCAACGAAGCUAUUAUGGUAAAGACAUGAGCGAACCAAUGAUGAGUAUUGAGGAGUUUAGAAAAAAUCCGUUAUUCAUCAUAGACUGCAGCCAUCAACCGGACACAUUGAAAUCUUCAACUGUCGAUAUCAAGUUGGAGUUUGAGACACGCCAAUCGAAAUUUCCAUCUAAUACCAAGACUAACUUUGUAAAAUCGAUUGGUGGAAAAGACACCAAAGAUUUCAUCACAAGAGUGUUGAAACAAGUUUUCACCAAUGCCCUAUCGGAAUUAUGUUCUUGGACAGGACGAAAAAAUAACUUUGAACUGGGCCAUUUACAAAUCAUGAGAAUCAUAUUUGGAGUUAUCAGAAUUAAUGAGGGCUGCAAUGCUAAAGAGUUUGAGCAACAUGUAGCUGAAUGGUUUCGGCACGGAAAACAGCGGCAGCUUAGGGAGGUUCUGAAGUUGAAUAAAAGAACUUUGUUGGAAUAA